AUGAAGAAGAAAAGGAAGCACGCCACGGAUCUGUCCGCACGUGCAGGUCUCGUGUUUCCAGUCAAGCACUUUCAGCAAACAUUCAGCGACGGAAAGCUCGCGCAGACAGUCGACGAAGAAGGGGCAGUGUUUUUCACCGGUGUGUUGGAGUUCCUUGUGGCCGAGAUCCUGGCUUUGGCAGGACAAGAUGCUGUACUUAAGCAAUCCAAUAAGAUCACAUUACAUCAUCUCCCUGGACUACAGGACAGAAGGAGAUACGCCGAGUUGCUGGAACGCACCAAAGAAGAGGAGGAAGAAGUCGGUGUAGCGACGUAG
Ctenopharyngodon idella (grass carp) is the source of this 315-nucleotide messenger RNA. RefSeq names its product histone H2AX-like. Gene Ontology annotation, cellular component: nucleosome. Gene Ontology annotation, molecular function: structural constituent of chromatin; DNA binding; protein heterodimerization activity. NCBI's taxonomy places the organism in Eukaryota, Metazoa, Chordata, Actinopteri, Cypriniformes, Xenocyprididae. The record is from RefSeq and is a predicted model, not a curated record. The coding region runs from base 1 to 315 and encodes 104 amino acids. The transcript has a single exon.